UCAGUUAAGCCCCUCAACAUCCCGACUCUGGAAGCUUCAGCUCUCAGCCGAGCCGAGAAGACCUGGCCAGGCUGCUCGGGUCUUCACUGACCAGCAGCAAUCUCUUUGCCGCAUCUCUGGGGUGAAGCCAGGCUUUGGGACAGCGCUGCUCAUGUGUAUUUACCCAGCCGUGUAUCUGUGGGCAUAAGGACGGGAGGACCGAGCGAUGUCUGCGCCGGGGUUCACGAACCAGAACAGCUACGUCAGCUACAGCCAGAACUCAACGCCAAACGGUGGAGCUGCGCCCCCCUACCAGAAUGGUCCAACACAGACAUACCAAUCCAUGCAUCCACCUACAGGCUGCUAUGGAGCACCACCUCAACAACAGAACUGCCCCACCAUCCCUGCCCACUCUACUCCUGUUCCUAGCAAAGCACCCAUAACGAACAGUGCCCACAGUGCGAACUACUACCAGAGCAUCCAUCAUCAUCAGCAACAACAGCAGAAGCCGCCGCAGCAGCAGCACCACCUCUCUCAGCAUCAUGUAGCACCCUCCCCAUACAGUGCUCCCUCAAGCUCUGCUCCUCCUUCUCAGCCGUAUGCCACUCUCCCCUCUUCAGCACCACCACCACCACCAUCAAAUGCCCACUACAACCAACAGCCAUUCCAGCAGCAGCAUCACCCACUAUAUGCCGCUCCAGGAUCCUACUAUGGACAGCAGUCGUACCCCACUCCCCCAGCACAGCACUCUCAACAACAGCAGCAGCAGCAGCAGCCCAGUUUGGUGCCUGCACCAUCUGGCGGCCCUGGAGCUCCCAUCUACCCAAUUGUUUCGUACCCGUCUGCCCCAGGAAGUAGCCAGUACGGCACCCUGUGUUCCUCCCAGAGCACCUCGAAGCAUGGAGUCAUGCCCACCCAGAUGGGUGCACCCCUACAUCAGUACAGCCCCUCUUGGCCUGCAUCCACAACAGCAGUGCAGCCUGGGUACAGUGUGGCUCCUCCUAGUCAGCUGGCACCGACAGUUAAUGGUCAAGGAAGCACAGUCCACGAACACUAUGACCAGAGCCAUCGGGCUUCUCUGAGCUAUGACUCCUACGGUGGGGUCAUUCACAGCAGUGGUGGCGCAGACCGACCGCCUUCAGGAACCCCCUCCACUUCAGUCCAUUCCUCGCCGGGCCAUCACCAAGGCAUGCAGUAUGGAUAUGUUGCUAAUAGUGGAGCUAGCUCUGCCUCUGCCACCACCUCAGGCCCAGCCGCGGCCCCCUCAUCAUGCAGCUCUGAGGAUGAGGAUGAUGAUGAUGAUGAGGAGGAGGAUGAGGAAGCAGGUGGCGACACUUCCUCCUCCACUACUGGCAGUGCCUCUCCGGUGCCCAACAGCUAUGAUUCCCUGGAAGGGGGCAGCUAUCCAGAUUCUAUGCCUCCCUCCAAUGAUAUGACCAACCAGGCCGCGCCCUAUGGAAGCUAUGGUUACCCCAGCAUGCAGCCAGACUAUCCCCAGGGACCGGCCUCCCACACUGAGUCUUCCCCCUCCCGUGACCCAUAUGGCCAGUCAAGCUACCAGCAGUACUCCCAGCCAUUCCCGAACCUGUCCCAGCUGUCUGCGGCCCUAGGGGGGCUGAGUGGGGUGCCAGAGCUGGAGGUGGAGGCCCUGAGUCCGAUCAACCUGCUGCUGGAGAGGAGCCUGCUGCCCCCCAGGCCCCUUGAAGCCCCCGAACCCAACCUCAGCCCCGACCUCAAGAAGGUCAACUGUAGUCCACAGACAUUCAGGUGUACCCUGACCAGCAUCCCCCAGAACCAGGCUUUACUCAACAAAGCCAGGCUACCUCUGGGCCUCCUCCUCCACCCCUUCAGGGACUUACAGCAGUUACCGGUCAUCACGUCAAACACAAUAGUGCGCUGUCGCUCCUGUCGCACCUACAUCAAUCCAUUUGUCACCUUCCUGGACCAGCGCAGGUGGAAGUGCAACCUCUGUUAUCGGGUCAAUGAUGUUCCAGAUGAGUUUAUGUACAAUCCAGUCACCAGGUCGUAUGGCGAGCCCCAUAAGAGACCAGAGGUCCAAAACGCCACUGUGGAGUUCAUCGCCUCCUCAGACUACAUGCUGCGGCCCCCUCAGCCAGCGGCCUACCUGUUUGUUCUCGAUGUGUCUCACAAUGCUGUGGAAUCGGGCUACCUUAAGUUCUUCUGUGAAUCACUUAUGGACAACCUGGAUAAGUUGCCUGGGGAUACACGCACCAGAGUGGGCUUCCUCACCUUCGACAACACCAUCCACUUCUACAACCUCCAGGAGGGACUGUCCCAGCCACAGAUGCUGGUGGUAUCGGACAUAGAUGACAUCUUCAUACCGUCUCAUGACAGUCUAAUGGUGAACCUGAAGGAAAGCAAGGAGCUGGUGAAGGACCUUCUGACAUCACUGCCGGGCAUGUUCAGCCAGACCAAGGAGACCCACAGCGCCCUCGGCCCGGCAUUACAAGCAGCUUUCAAGCUCAUGUCUCCCACCGGGGGCCGCGUCACAGUGUUUCAGACGCAGCUGCCGACGCUCGGUGCCGGUUCGCUGAAGUCGAGGGAAGACCCCAACCAGCGCUCGAGCACUAAGGGAGUUCAGCACCUUGCCCCAGCCACAGACUUCUAUAAGAAACUCGCACUGGACUGCUCAGGGCAACAAAUUGGGGUGGAUCUUUUCCUGCUCAGCUCCCAGUACGCUGACCUUGCUUCGCUAGCAUGUAUCUCUAAGUAUUCAGCGGGCAGCAUCUUUUACUACCCCUCCUUCCAUUACAUCCACAACCCGGCGCAGCUGGAGAAGUUCCAGAAGGAUCUGGACCGCUACCUCACCAGGAAGAUCGGCUUUGAGGCGGUCAUGAGAAUACGAUGCACUAAAGGUUUAUCCAUCCAUACGUUCCACGGUAACUUCUUUGUGCGCUCCACCGACCUGCUGUCCCUGGCCAAUGUCAACCCGGAUUCUGCCUUCGCUGUCCAGAUGUCUAUUGACGACUCACUAGCAGACUCUUCUCUGGCCUGCUUCCAGGCUGCUCUGCUCUACACCUCUAGUAAAGGAAAAAGGCGAAUCCGGGUCCAUACUCUGUGUCUGCCGGUGGUCAACCAACUGAGUGAUGUGUAUGCCGGAGCUGAUGUUCAGGCCAUCACUUGUCUGCUAGCUGACAUGGCUAUCGACCGGUCGAUAACGUCCAGCCUGACAGAUGCUCGGGAUGCCCUGACGAAUGCGGUGGUGGAUCUGGCGAGCGCCUACAAGAGCAACGUGUCCAACCUGCAGCAGUCCGGCCUCGUCUUUCCUGCUGCCUUGUGCCUCUUCCCCAUUUACAUCCUCUCUCUGCUCAAACAGAAAGCUUUGCGGACAGGCACCAGCACGCGGCUGGACGAGCGGGUCUUUGCCAUGUGUGAGUUCAAGACGCAGCCGCUGCAGCAGCUGAUGCGAAUGGUUCAUCCUGACCUGUACCGGCUGGACAACAUUUCUGACCAGGGGGCGCUCCAUCUGAACAACACAGUUAUUCCCCAACCUCAUCUGCUCCACCUGUCUGCUGAGACGCUGACCAGAGAUGGAGCUUUCCUCAUGGACUGUGGCAACACCUUUUAUCUGUGGAUCGGCAAAUGCUGCCACGAUUUGUUCAUCCGAGAUGUUCUGGGCUGCCCCAACUACGCUUCAAUACCCACCAACAUGAGUCACAUUCCUGAGCUGGGGACUCCUCUGUCUAAGAGAGUGCGAGCGUUUCUCGACUGGCUGCAGGACAACCGAGCGUUCAGCUCCAUGAUACACGUCGUCAAGGACGAUACUUCGGCUAAAGCUACUUUCUUCCAGUACCUGGUGGAGGAUCAGUCUGAGUCGGCUUCUUCCUACCAUGAAUUCCUGCAGCACAUCCAGGCAAUGUCCAAGUAGGCUCCCAUGAUACAGAGAGAAACUUUGGCCGCUAGAAUCCACAAACCAGAGCGUGAAUGGAUUCCGGCCUCGUAGAGUGAAAACUAAACUCCUUCAGACUAGUUUUAGCGGGGUGGGUUACCUCCCGUUCCUCCAAACAGAGUCUUAAUAAACAAAUCCACCCUCCAAGCUCAUCGGUCAGCCGGGAUUUGACCAUCAGAAGGGGAGGAGGGCGACAGUUGUAGAAAAGAAAUAAAGAGAAAUAAAUAAAUGAAGAACAGGGAUUUGUUCCACCUCCAGUCCAUCGCUGCCUCUUAACCGCCGUCAACCCCCCCGUUUUAACCCUCUCGUCAAACCUCUCCCUCCCGAGAUAAGAAGGGGAAAGUCGAGCCAAGAAGAUGCCAUUUAAGCAAGUCUUUAGUUAGAUUUGUUUUCGUGAGCCUCACAUGUAGCUAGUGCUGUCUUUUUUUAUUAUUAUUUUAUAAUUUAUUCCCCUCCUUCCUCCCUCAGUUUUAUUUUAAGACUAUUUUGAAUACACUGGAUUACAGAAUCAAGAAUUCCUUUUUGUUGUUUUUCGGCAUGAGAUACGAAACGCAUGUCACUGUUUUGUUUGCUGCUAGUCUGAGCUCAGACGACAACCGUCUGCGUAACGGGAAUAUACUUCGACAGUGGUUGGAUGUUGAACCCCCCCCCCCCCGCCUCCCCCCA
Molecule: messenger RNA, 4555 nt
Organism: Perca fluviatilis (European perch)
Lineage: Eukaryota; Metazoa; Chordata; Actinopteri; Perciformes; Percidae
Gene: sec24b
Product: SEC24 homolog B, COPII coat complex component
Exons: 24
Coding region: 206-3868 (1220 amino acids)
Biological process (GO): intracellular protein transport; COPII-coated vesicle cargo loading; endoplasmic reticulum to Golgi vesicle-mediated transport
Cellular component (GO): COPII vesicle coat; endoplasmic reticulum exit site
Molecular function (GO): SNARE binding; zinc ion binding
Source: RefSeq, a predicted model, not a curated record